Molecule: messenger RNA, 2850 nt
Organism: Morus notabilis
Lineage: Eukaryota; Viridiplantae; Streptophyta; Magnoliopsida; Rosales; Moraceae
Product: sister chromatid cohesion protein SCC4
Exons: 12
Coding region: 374-2542 (722 amino acids)
Biological process (GO): maintenance of mitotic sister chromatid cohesion; mitotic sister chromatid cohesion
Cellular component (GO): chromatin; SMC loading complex
Molecular function (GO): protein binding; double-stranded DNA binding
Source: RefSeq, a predicted model, not a curated record
CUCAAGGGGCAUGGAGAGAAUAAUUCACAACUAUUUAUCCCAAAUUUUAUAAUAUGCGAAACUUGAUUUUAUUUUGUUUUUAUUUUUUAAUCCUUCAUCCCCAAGUCCAAGUUGUCCAACGAACUGACGAAAUGGAAAAUGGGGCGACUUGGAAAUAUUUCCUUCGGAAUCUCUAGUCCACGGUAGUUUCCUUCCCCAAUUCCGAUUCCCUCUCCGACAGAAAAUUCCACAAAAUCCCCACCGGAUUCCUAACCUCUCACUUCCACACUUCGCCGUCUCCGGAAUCGGAAGCAAACUCGCGGCGGCGGAGCUCUGCCGAGCAAAGAAACCGAAGCUCAUUCUCAAACUCCCAAAGAAGACGAAGUAAGAAGCCAUGGAAGCUGUGGCGGAGGGACUUUGGGGCCUAGCGGACUACCACGAGAGGAACGGCGAGAUAGGGAAGGCGGGGAAGUGCCUGGAGGCGAUAUGCCAGAGCCAGGUGACGUUCUACCCAAUCGUGGAGGUCAAGACUCGCCUUCGGAUCGCGACUCUUCUCCUGAAGCACUCGCACAACGUCAACAACGCCAAGUCCCACCUCGAGCGCUCGCAGCUUCUCCUCAAGUCCAUCCCUUCCUGCUUAGAUCUCAAGUGCCGCGCUUACAGCCUCCUCAGCCAGUGCUACCAUCUCGUCGGCGCCAUUCCCCCGCAGAAGCAGAUCCUCCACAAGGCUCUCGAGCUCACCGCUUCCGCCGGCGACGAGAUUUCAGUGAAGUUAUGGUCAUGCAACUUCAACUCGCAGCUUGCGAAUGCUCUGAUAAUCGAAGGAGACUAUCAGAGUUCGAUUUCCGCCCUCGAGUGCGGUUAUAUUUGCGCAACUCAAAUAGGCUAUCCGGAGUUACAGAUGUUCUUUGUAACUUCUGUCCUGCACGUGCAUCUAAUGAUAUGGGAUGAUGUCAAUUUGGUUGAAGCGGCUGUUAAUAAAUGUCUUCAAGUCUGGGAGACUAUUCAUCCAGAAAAAAGACAACUUUGCCUUGGUUUGCUCUUUUACAAUGAGCUGUUGCAAAUAUUCUAUCUGCUCCGGAUAUGUGAUUACAAGAAUGCUGCACAACAUUUAGACAAAUUGGAUGUUGCAAUGAAGGCUGAUUUGCAGCAAACACAGCAUAUAAAGGAGCUGACAAAUGAACUUGACGCCUUGAAUCAAAGUCUCUCUCGAUCUGAUCUAAACUACAGAGAUAGGUCAGCACUGUCGGAAAAACAAGCUCAGUUGCAGGAGAGGUUGAGAAGUGUAACAAGUUCAAUUAAUUUAUCUGGAACAGGAUCACUGGAUCCAGCUUAUUUUGGCAAUAUGAGACGUUCGUAUGGAGACAAGCUUGUGUUGGCACCACCGCCCAUUGAUGGGGAGUGGUUACCGAAAAGUGCGGUCUAUGCUCUGGUUGAUCUUAUGAUUGUCAUAUUUGGGCGUCCAAAAGGUCUUUUUAAGGAGUGCGGAAGACGUAUUCAAUCAGGAAUGCAUGCCAUACAAGAGGAACUGGCAAAGCUUGGAAUAACCGAUGGUGUGAGAGAGGUCAAUUUGCAACACUCUGCCAUUUGGAUGGCUGGUGUAUAUUUAAUGCUGCAAAUGCAAUUCCUUGAAAACAAAGUGGCUGUGGAGCUGACUCGAUCUGAAUUUGUUGAAGCACAAGAGGCAUUGGUGCAAAUGAAAAACUGGUUCACGCGCUUCCCUACUAUUUUACAAUCUUGUGAGAGCAUCAUUGAGAUGCUUAGAGGGCAAUAUUCUCAUUCUGUUGGUUGUUAUAGUGAAGCAGCUUUUCACUAUAUUGAAGCUGCAAAGCUCACGCAGAGCAAAUCAAUGCAAGCUAUUUGCCAAGUUUAUGCAGCUGUCUCUUACAUCUGCAUUGGUGAUGCAGAAUCUUCUUCACAGGCACUGGAUUUAAUUGGACCAGUUUACAGAAUGAUGGAUUCAUUUGUUGGAGUUCGAGAGAAAACCAGUGUCCUUUUUGCUUAUGGCCUUUUAUUGAUGAAACAACAUGAUCUACAAGAAGCAAGAAAUCGACUGGCCAGAGGUUUGCAGUUGACACAUAAUCAUUUGGGAAACCUCCAACUCGUUUCUCAGUAUUUGACAAUCCUCGGGAGUUUGGCACUUGCCCUGCAUGAUACUGUACAGGCUAGAGAGAUUUUGAGAUCAUCCUUAACAUUGGCGAAGAAGCUUUAUGAUAUUCCUACACAGAUAUGGGUGCUCUCUGUUUUAUCAACCUUGUAUCACGAAUUGGGUGAGAAGGGAAAUGAAAUGGAGAAUACCGAGUAUCAAAGGAAAAAGAUGGAGGAUCUGCAGAAGAGACUUGCUGAUGCACAUUCAUCUAUUCAUCACCUUGAACUAAUUGACAAAGUAAAGUUUGAAUUCCACCAAUUUCAUGACCUUGAUAUCAAGCGCGCAGUUGGGGAUCCAUCGACAAGAGUCGAUCUAGACAUCCCAGAAUCUAUUGGUUUUUCAACCCCAUUACCUAACUUUCAAUCAAGGCUAGUGGAUUUAGACACCGGAAGACGUGGGAGGAGGAAACUAUGACUUGAUAGAAAAAGAAGCCAUCGAGCUUAACCCAGUUGUAGAGUAUGUUCUAGUAAACGGCGUCUUUACCAUCAACUUUUAGGAAUUCUGUGCAGUUCUUAAUUAGAUGCCGUUCCCUAAUUGUUUGUCUCCUUUUUAUUCUUCAUUAUAUUUUUGGUGUAUAAAUUAUGAUGCUCUCAGUCAAGUGAAGCCAGUGCUCUAAACUUUUUGUAGAUGAAGUAGUUUUUGCAAAUGUGUCAUAUUUAGUCACAUGACUGAUUACAGUUGGUUGUUGGAAGAAUAGAUCCCAAAACUGCAAUAUAGCUUUU